This is a messenger RNA of Amphimedon queenslandica, 675 nucleotides long. Its product is annotated as 15-hydroxyprostaglandin dehydrogenase [NAD(+)]-like. Gene Ontology annotation, molecular function: oxidoreductase activity, acting on the CH-OH group of donors, NAD or NADP as acceptor. Gene Ontology annotation, cellular component: cytoplasm. Bases 1 to 675 code for a protein of 224 amino acids. NCBI's taxonomy places the organism in Eukaryota, Metazoa, Porifera, Demospongiae, Haplosclerida, Niphatidae. The transcript is spliced from 6 exons. The record is from RefSeq and is a predicted model, not a curated record.
AUGCAUAUAAUACAGGUUGGUGCUGUUGAUAAAUCUUCUGGUCUGAAAUCAAUUUGUAAUGCUUUGGGAGAAGAAUUUGGCACAAGUAACAUAGCCUGCCUCCCUUGUGAUGUAUCUGAUGAUGAUGCUUUGAAAAAUGUUUUUAAAGAGACAAGUCGGCAGUUUGGCUCACUAGAUAUAGUAAUAAAUAAUGCAGGAAUAGCUGAUGAGAGGUAUUGGAAGAAGCAAAUAAAAGUUAAUCUGCAAUCCGUCAUCAAUGGAACAUAUUAUGCAAUGGAGCUAAUGUCACCUGAUAAAGGAGGAGUGAUAGUUAAUGUAUCAUCAAUGGCUGGCUUACACCCAGUGAGUACUGGCCCUGUAUAUUCAGCAGUGAAGCAUGGAGUUGUUGCUUUUACUAGAGCAAUGAAAGAAAAUGUAGCAGAAAAGGGCAUUCGUAUCAAUUGCAUUUGCCCUUACUUUGUAGACACUACAAUGGGUAGAGCUGGUUUAAAGGCCCUACCUGAAGCAGAAGCAAACGAAGUGCUUAAAAAUGGAAUAUUAAAACCUGAGUUCAUUGCUAAAGGUAUAAUGGAUCUAAUAACUGAUACUAGUAGAAAUGGUGCUAUCCUCAGAGCUAACCCGUGGCAAGGACUUAUGUAUCAGAGAUACAAGGAAGACAUGAAAUCAAAACUUUAA